AUGGGCAUCAGUCGCGACUUCUUCGUGGGUAGAAUAUCACAGCAGGCCAAGCAGGCCACCUACAAUCACCACCUUCCACCCUCGAAAAAGUACAUUAUAACGCGUCCUGCCACCCGAGAUGGGCAUCAGUCGCAACUGUUGUUGUUAAUUUUUAUUUUUUGUCUCCUGCAGUCCUCACCUGAUGCCAACGUUAAAGACGUGAACCAGCAGGCGUUCACAAAGGCUUUUGCCGAAUUUCUGAAGAAGUCCGGUAAAGUCAAGGUUCCUGACUGGUCAGAUCUUGUAAAGACAGCAAGAUUCAAAGAGUUGGCUCCUUAUGAUGAUGAUUGGUAUUACACUCGUGUUGCGGCCAUUGCCCGUCACAUUUACAUGCGCUCCCCAGUGGUGUAGUACCAUUAGGAGAUUUAUGGAG
This is a messenger RNA of Macrobrachium nipponense, 412 nucleotides long. RefSeq names its product small ribosomal subunit protein eS19-like. The record is from RefSeq and is a predicted model, not a curated record. Gene Ontology annotation, molecular function: RNA binding; structural constituent of ribosome. Gene Ontology annotation, cellular component: ribosome; cytosolic small ribosomal subunit. Gene Ontology annotation, biological process: ribosomal small subunit assembly; translation. The transcript has 5 exons. Lineage: Eukaryota; Metazoa; Arthropoda; Malacostraca; Decapoda; Palaemonidae. The coding region runs from base 1 to 390 and encodes 129 amino acids.